AUGUCGCAAGGUGCCAACUGGCAAGAACUGGUGGCGGACAAGCAGCGUCGUCAGAAAGCGUCUAUUCCCCAAGAUUGGCUGGUCGCUGUGCCUCCUGCCGCGGUCCUUGAUGUCACCGCGUUUCCCGAACAAUGCGGUCUGCUUUCUGAGAGAGAACUGCAAAUCACGAACACCGUCGAUGUUGGGGUACUGUUGCAAAAGCUUGCCGCCGCGGAGUGGUCUUCCGUUGAGGUCACCACGGCAUUCUACAAAAGAGCCAUUGUUGCGCAACAACUGGUCAACUGCCUGACGGAAAUAUUCGUCGACAAAGCGUUGGCGCGUGCAGCUGAGCUUGAUAAGCAUCUCAAAUCUACGGGGAGCGUUGUUGGGCCGUUACAUGGAUUGCCUGUGUCGCUGAAAGACCAGAUCAAUCUCAAGGGUCUCGAGACCACAAUGGGCUACGCAUCCUGGAUUGGCAAGUACGCCGACAAAGACGCCGUCCUCGCAGAGAUCCUGUACGAAUGCGGUGCCGUCCCAUUUGUGAGGACAAAUGUUCCUCAAACUCUGAUGUGGCCGGAGACGUACAACCUGGUCUUUGGCAGAACUCUGAACCCUGCAAACCGGCUUCUGACCCCCGGAGGAUCGUCCGGUGGUGAGGGCGCGCUGAUCCACCUCAGAGGCAGCCCACUUGGUGUCGGGUCUGACAUCGGAGGAUCCAUUCGCAUUCCUGCCCUUUUCAACGGGCUGUAUGGCUUGCGGCCCUCGUACGGCCGUGUGCCUUACGCAGGAUCGUCCAACUCGAUGUACGGGCAAGACUCCAUCCCAUCCGUACUCGGACCCUUGUCGAACAGCUUGAGCGGCAUCAAGGCAUUCAUGCAGGCCGUCAUCGGCCGCGAACCGUGGCUCAGGGAUCCCCUCGCGGUUCGCAAGAAGUGGGACGACGAGGCAUAUGCGCUUGCAGGGCACGGCAGCGGUCAGGCUCUCUGCUUUGCGAUCCUGUGGGAUGACCGCAUUGUCAUUCCCCAUCCUCCCGUUAUUAGGGCUCUGGAGAUGACACGAGACGCAUUGACUGCGGCCGGCCAUAAAGUGAUCGACUGGAAACCCAUCAAACACUUGGAGCUGAAUGACGCCAUCUCGGCGGUAUGGAAGGCCGGGGCAUUGGAGGACUAUAGGGCUACUACAGCAGCUUCUGGAGAGCCGAUCAUCUCGUCAAUGAGCCCCACAAACGACGGAAUCGUCGAUGCCUCCGUGCGCCCUGAUGUCAUCGGCGUUUCCGCAUAUCAACUGUGGCAGGCCCAGAAUGCACGGGCGCAUCUGCGCAAGGAGUACCUCGAUCACUGGGAGCAGACAGUGGAAGUAACGGGAACCGGGCGUCCUGUCGAUGCUAUCAUUUCGCCAGGGGCGCCUUUUGCUGCGCCUCCACACGGCAAGAACGGAAACUCCAACUACACCAAGGUGUUGAACGCAUUGGAUUAUGUUGCCUGCACUUUCCCUGUCACGAAAGUGGAUCCGACGCUGGACGCGAAGAAGCCACCUCACCAGUUCCUGAACGACGCAGAUGAAGUCAACUACAAUCUCUAUGACCCUGUUACAUUCCAAAAUGCACCUGUUGGUCUCCAAGUCGUGGGUCGGACAUUGGAAGAGGAAGCCGUCAUCGCCAUGACCGAGAUAGUGGACUCGGCUCUCAAAGCAGCAGCCGGUGCGUAA
Fibroporia radiculosa is the source of this 1686-nucleotide messenger RNA. RefSeq lists its product as uncharacterized. Bases 1 to 1686 code for a protein of 561 amino acids. NCBI's taxonomy places the organism in Eukaryota, Fungi, Basidiomycota, Agaricomycetes, Polyporales, Fibroporiaceae. The transcript is spliced from 9 exons. The record is from RefSeq and is a predicted model, not a curated record.